This is a messenger RNA of Rhipicephalus microplus (southern cattle tick), 474 nucleotides long. RefSeq names its product acetylgalactosaminyl-O-glycosyl-glycoprotein beta-1,3-N-acetylglucosaminyltransferase-like. The record is from RefSeq and is a predicted model, not a curated record. Lineage: Eukaryota; Metazoa; Arthropoda; Arachnida; Ixodida; Ixodidae.
AUGGAGGACGCUAUCUUGUGUCACUCAAACCCCGAGCGGCGCAUCCUCCGGCACGGCGAGGGCCCACUGCCGAACCGCUACCUCAAGUACUGCGUGCCAAGGGACCAGCUUCCCGGAGAGCUGUUUCCGCACUACUGCGGAGGAUUUGCGUAUGCCUUCUCUCAAUCCUCGGCCAGGAGGCUCUACCAAGCGUCCCAGGCCACGCCCAUUUUUUUCAUCGAGGACGCCUACGUCACCGGUUUUUGCCGGCUCAAGGCCGGCCUGCGCACCAUCGGGCACCCAGGCAUCACCCUCAAGCCGCGGGUGACACUGGCUCGGGCAAGCUGCGCCUUCACUCGCGAGAGCAGGAUCACCUCGCACGAGCUUGGACCGCGAGACAUGCGUCUGCUGUGGCGUGAAGUGAACACGCAGGCAUUCUUCUGUCCACGCCUGUUGGGGGUGAUCAAGGCAAAGGGUCGAACUAACACUCGGUGA